Messenger RNA from Epinephelus moara (kelp grouper), 2203 nucleotides. RefSeq names its product L-2-hydroxyglutarate dehydrogenase (gene l2hgdh). The transcript is spliced from 10 exons. The record is from RefSeq and is a predicted model, not a curated record. NCBI's taxonomy places the organism in Eukaryota, Metazoa, Chordata, Actinopteri, Perciformes, Serranidae. Gene Ontology annotation, molecular function: (S)-2-hydroxy-acid oxidase activity; (S)-2-hydroxyglutarate dehydrogenase activity. Bases 133 to 1470 code for a protein of 445 amino acids.
GGAUAGAGCAGCAGGAUGGGACGCUAGCAGCGGCAACAGGGAGGAGGAAACACAAAAACAGAGCUCAGGGAAGUCUUUCUGACACUUAUACAAUGAAAAAGAGGCAGUGAGGAGCUGGUGAACGUUGCGACCAUGAUCCGGACACUCAGCGGGGCGACGUUUAGGGCUGCCGGGGCAGCGCAGCCGAUAAAGGACGUAACAACCAGGCGGCUCCACAGCACAUAUGACGUGGCCGUGGUGGGGGCAGGCAUCGUGGGCCUGGCGACAGUCAGAGAGCUCAUUCUGCGACACCCAUCGCUCAGCUUCGUCCUACUGGAGAAAGAAAAAGAGCUUGCUAUGCACCAGAGUGGGCACAACAGUGGGGUCAUUCACAGCGGGAUCUACUACACGCCGGGCUCGCUGAAGGCCCGUCUGUGUGUGCGCGGAGCCACUUUAGCCUACGAGUACUGUGAGAAGAAAGGACUCCCUUACAUCAAAUGUGGAAAGCUUAUCGUGGCUGUGGAGCAGGAGGAGAUACCCAGGCUGAAAGCUUUAUAUGAACGCGGCAUGAAGAACAAUGUGCGGGACCUCGGUAUAGUCGACGCCAAGGGAAUCCGAGAACGCGAGCCGUACUGCAGGGGUAUCAUGGCCUUGGAUUCGCCCUACACUGGCAUCGUGGACUGGAGGAUGGUGGCUCUCAGGUACGGCCAAGACUUUGUGGAGGCUGGCGGCAAGGUGAUAACUGAUUCUGAGAUUAAUGACAUUUCCAUGGUCAAGGAGAGCCCAGCUGGGAGCACGGAAGGAAUGAAAUAUCCGAUCGCAGUCAAAGACAAAAAGGGUAACGAGGUGCGGUGCCGUUAUGUCCUGACCUGUGGAGGCCUGUACUCAGACCGCCUGUCGCAGAUAUCAGGAUGCAGUCGAGAGCCUCGGAUCGUCCCCUUCAGAGGAGAUUAUCUGGUCCUGAAGCCAGAGAAACACUAUCUGGUCAAGGGAAACAUCUACCCUGUCCCUGACCCUCGUUUCCCUUUCCUCGGAGUUCACUUCACCCCGAGGAUGGAUGGAAGUGUUUGGCUCGGCCCCAACGCCGUCCUUGCCUUCAAAAGAGAGGGAUACAAAAUUUACGACUUCAAUGUCCGAGACUUUGCAGAUGCGCUCUCAUUCAGGGGCCUUCAGAAGCUGGUAUUGAGGAACAUUACGUACGGAAUUGGAGAGAUGUAUCGAGGGAUUAACAUUAACGCACAGGUUAAACUCCUGCAGAAGUACAUCCCUGAAAUCUCGUCAAGUGACGUGCUCAGGGGGCCAGCAGGAGUUCGAGCUCAGGCUCUCGACCGAGACGGAAACCUUGUGGACGACUUUGUGUUUGACGGCGGGGUCGGGGACGUGGGCAGCCGGGUGCUCCACGUGCGUAACGCUCCCUCCCCAGCGGCCACCUCCUCCCUCGCCAUCGCUGAAAUGAUCGCAGAUGAGGUGGAGAGUCGCUUCUCUCUGUAGAGCAACACAGUGAUCACAGACGUAAAAACAGCAAACCAAAAAUCAUCCAGCUUGAGGUUGCAAAAUGAAACUAUGUUGUGUCAAGCUGUCACUACCUCAGCAUCACUGUCAUCAGAGCGGAGACGUUUUCAUUACAGGUCAAGCCUUAAUUUAGCGCAGGAAGUCACGUAUAUGUGACUUGAUUACAUUUUAAGACUGUUUUAUGUACGUAGUGCUGUUUCAGGUCGCGCAGUAUGUUUACUCCACUACAUUUCAAGUUAAAAUUAAUUUUUCUGCACUACAUCUCUGUCUAAAACAAAAGUGCAUCAUGAGUUACGCUUAGUGGAAAUUUUAAGUAUUAAAAAAACGGUUCAGCUUCAGUAAUAUUAUCAACUUGGACAUGCUGUCUGGAAUGUGAAUAUAACCUUUUUGGGAGAUUGAUCAUUUUAAGAUUAGAGAGUGUGAAUCUGCCUUGGAUUUUUUUCUUUUACUUUUGGAUAUGUUGUGUAUUUUAUCGUCUGUAUGGUUUUUUUUUAUUACAUAACCAUUUUUGGGAGACGAUGAUACGAUGAUGCCUAGUUUUCUGCCGACAAUAUAAGAAGAUUGGGUGUAAUUUUUGAACAGUAGUUGAAACUGUAACGCAAUUAACGCACAGUCGUACCUGCAGAACGCACAGUUUGGAAAACAGACGGGUUGUUUUUGGGGCAUUUUGUCUUCCAAAAUAAUUUUAUGACAUUAAAAGAAAUUGAAAUCA